GCCGCGGCUCCUUCGCUGGCUUUACCGUUUUUUCCUCCUUUGCGCGCGCACGCACCCACAGACAUUGACACCCCCACCGCCCCCUUGCGCGUGUCACUCGGUGUCUCUACGCUACACUCCCGCGGGACACGCGCCCGGCUUGUCGCUCCGGGUCCGCCUGGAUUCUAACCUGCUCAGCUCCCUCCUCGGACCUUCGGGGCGUUCGGUUUGUUUCCCGGGACGCUCCGCCAUGGCGCGUCUCCUGCUGCCGUGUGUCCUGCUCUUCACGUCGGUGCAGACGGCCCUCUCCUCCGGAGUCUUCGAGCUGAAGAUCGACUCCUUCACCAGCUCGCGCGGCAUCUGCCGCCUCCAGUCUCCGGACUGCCAGAUCUUUUUCCGCGUGUGCCUCAAACACACGCUGCACGUCAUCAACCCCGAGCCGCCGUGCACGUACGGGACCGCGCUCACGGAGAUCUUCGGUGCCGACUCCAACUCCAUCUCCGAGAGCGCGCCCAUCAGGGUGCCGUUCAACUUCAAGUGGCCGGGAACUUUCUCUCUGAUUAUUGAAGCCUGGAACGCGGAGUCUUCAGGUCUGGAGUCCACAGAGAACCAGAACAACCUGAUCAGCCGGCUGGCGACGCGCCGCAGGCUGACCGUCGGGGACGACUGGUCGCGGGACGUGCACGUCGGGAACCAGAGCGAGCUGCGGUACUCCUACCACGUGGUCUGCAAGGAGCACUACCACGGCGACGACUGCUCCGCCUACUGCCGGCCGCGCAACGACACCUUCGGCCACUACACCUGCGACCGGGAGGGCGGCCUGCGCUGCCUGGACGGCUGGAGCGGCGAGUACUGCUCCGACCCCAUCUGUGCGGCGGGCUGCAGUGCCGAGCACGGCCUGUGCAGGUCUCCGGGGGAGUGUGUGUGCCGGCAGGGCUGGCAGGGCGAGCGCUGCGACGAGUGCGCCCGACACCCGGGCUGCCUUCAUGGGACCUGCCGGCAGCCGUGGCAGUGCGACUGCAAGGAGGGCUGGGGAGGCCUGUACUGCGACCAAGAUCUGAACUACUGCACCAACCACCGGCCGUGCCAGAACGAGGCGUCGUGCACCAACACCGGCCAGGGCAGCUACACCUGUGCCUGUCGGCCCGGCUUCUCCGGGAAGAACUGCGAAAUCGAGACCAACGAAUGCGACAGCAACCCCUGCAAGAACGGCGGGAGCUGCAAGGAUCUGGUCAACGACUACUGGUGCAAAUGCCCUCAGGGUUUCUACGGCAAGAACUGCGAGACCAGCGGGAUGAACUGUGCCGACGAGCCAUGCUUCAACAAGGGCACCUGUGUGGAGAAAGCCACCGGCGGGUACAGCUGCCACUGCCCCCCCACCUUCACUGGCUCCAACUGCGAGAAGAGGACGGACAGAUGCAGCAGCAGCCCCUGCGCCAAUGGUGCGCAGUGUUUGGACCUGGGGAACCGGGUGAUGUGCCGCUGCCGGCCGGGAUUUUCCGGGUCUCGGUGUGAGACCAACAUCGACGACUGCGCCGGGAAUCCGUGCCAGAACGCCGGCACCUGCAUCGAUGGCGUCAACGACUUCAGCUGCUCGUGCACGCUUGGCUACACCGGCAAGGACUGCUCCGUGCGCACCAGUCCCUGCGACCAGCUCCCGUGCAACAACGGCGGCACGUGCUACACCCACUUCACCGGGCCCGUCUGCAAGUGUGUGCCGGGCUUCAUGGGAGAUCGCUGCCAGUACGUGGACAACACGCCGGCCAAACAGCCGCCGGAGGACGGCGACGCGCCGCCGGCGCUGAUCGCCGCCGUGUCUCUGGGUCUGGUGACGCUGUCCCUGCUGGUGUGCGCCGCCGUGCACGUCCUGCGCCAGCUCCGCCGCAGAAUCCGUUCCAGCGCCGUCUCGGUGAAGAACGACCUGGAGACGGUGAACAACGCGGUGAUCGGAGGGGGCGUUCCCAACAACGGCGCGUUGCCGGGAGCGCCGCGCGGAAGCCUGAGGGAGAAGGAGGCCUUCCUCAUCCAGAGAGGCCACCUCAAAGUGUCCAACAAGGACGCGGCUCUGCUGGAGAAGGCCGGGGACAACUUGUCCAUGUUCAAAAACAAGAUGGCGGAUUAUAACCUGGCGAAGGAGGAGCGGCUCACCGAGAAGAACAAGUUUGACUUAAAGAAGAGCGAGUCGUCGGUCGUCGUUCCUCCUCUCGGCUUCAUGAAGGACAGCCUCCAUCAGCCCGUCUUCAUCAUCCCCGAUCAGAUGGAGCAGUGUGUGUAUGCUACUGAGGUUUAAUGUCAAGAUUUCUCACCAGCCGAAGAGGAAACUGUUUCCGUCCUGGACCGAAAGCCCAGAGGAUGUAUUUUACACACUCUUCUAAUUUAAUAUUUAUUACUGCUGCUCAACAGAAAGAAACUGUUUCUGUGUUUUAUUCGCUCUGCUUUGAUGCUGACGGUGAUCGGAGGAGAACAGAGACUGAAUGUCUGCCAUCAUUUGCACUAUUUAUCUUCAUCUUUUGUUUUUUUUUUAAAUACUGAAACCAGAAUAUAAUUUUUUUUCGUAGUAAUCUGUGUUGGAUUUUUGCCUUGGCUGUACAGUUUCAGAGACGUUUGAGGGCUGCAGGCAUCGAGAGUCUGCAGGGUUGAUAUGAGACGUCUGCAAGCGGACGCUCUGCACAGAGCCACUGUUUCCUCACCAGGAUGUUUUAACACUGUCAAGUUUCUGCUAAGGAUGACUUCUAAAGCUGUGGAUUACUCUGGAUCUGCUUGCACAAACUCUUCAAUCGUAGUUGCGGUGGAGUCCGAGCGCUCCCCGCUGAAUCCACAGGGACCGUGUGGACAUGCAGGAAGCAUGAAUCAGCCUCUACAAUCACCUCACAAACUCUCAAGUGCCUCGUUUUGUUCCAGAAGGACACCAGCAGAGUGCUCGGAAGGAUCUGUGAGACCCACAGACCCACCCUCUACUCGCCACCGCUGAUGUCAAAGUCACCGUUUGUGCUUUUCUCGACCUCCAAUCUCUGAUCCCAAACCUGUGAUGUUUGAUUUCUUAUGUUGGGUGAAUUAUUUUUUGAUCUCUGAUCUACCAGCUAGAAUCCGUGUUAUUCCUGAUCCCAGAUUGAGGAUCAGUGAUCUGUGACUCUGGAUCCUGGUUCCUGAUCUUUGAUCCCUGAUGCAGGGUGUCUGAUCUCUGAUCCGAUCUGUGAGCCCUGGUUUCGGAUCUUAGCGGUCUGAUUUGCGGUCUCAGGUGAGUCGGGGAGGUUUUUUUGCUGAAACAAUCGGCUGCUCAUGUGGAUAAUCUCCAACGUGUUUCAAUCAGUCAAGUUUUAUUCCUGCUGGAAGAAAAUCUGACAGGAAGUGUUCAACAUCAAGAGUCAGAGAUGCAAAUGUGAGAAAGGUUAAAAGAAGGGUGUCCUCUUGAGUGAUGAUGAUGAUGAUGAUGGUGAUGAAGAUGAUGAUGAUAUUGAUACUGAUGAAGAUGAUAAUAGUGCAGAUGACAAUGGUGAUGAAGAUGAUGGCGACGAUGAUGAUGAUGAUUGCACGUUCCAGUUCUCUCGGGACUUGGAACCGCGCUCUUGGAGAAAGUCGUGGACGUUUCGUUCUUCAAAACAUUCGUUGUAUUUGAACCUUGUCGGUAUUUUGAUGACCGUGUCCGUCGUUUUGACCGUCGUCUGUGAGAGAACGCCGUUCGGUCUGAGGUUCUCCAUACCAAAAAUGAGUGUGGUUCCCGUCAAGUCCUCGUUCCUGUCUGUUAAUUUAAGAGAACAAUGCAAUGUGUACAUAGUCCCCAGACCAGUUUUCUUAUUUAAUUUCCAGCCUUUUGUGAAAAUGUGUUUUGUAUUUAUGACAGAGAAUUGUUUAUAUUUCUUUAUUUCAAUGUGCCUGAAGUCUCCGUCAAAAUCAAGAAAUAUCUAUUUUUCAUAAAUAAAUUUGAAAAAUAACCAGC
This is a messenger RNA of Salarias fasciatus (jewelled blenny), 3916 nucleotides long. It is a transcript of the gene dlc, whose product is annotated as deltaC. The record is from RefSeq and is a predicted model, not a curated record. Gene Ontology annotation, molecular function: calcium ion binding. Bases 230 to 2269 code for a protein of 679 amino acids. Gene Ontology annotation, cellular component: cell surface; plasma membrane; signaling receptor complex. The transcript is spliced from 10 exons. Gene Ontology annotation, biological process: cell communication; axon guidance; Notch signaling pathway. Lineage: Eukaryota; Metazoa; Chordata; Actinopteri; Blenniiformes; Blenniidae.